Molecule: messenger RNA, 1068 nt
Organism: Aethina tumida (small hive beetle)
Lineage: Eukaryota; Metazoa; Arthropoda; Insecta; Coleoptera; Nitidulidae
Product: epsin
Exons: 3
Coding region: 128-817 (229 amino acids)
Molecular function (GO): serine-type endopeptidase inhibitor activity; protein binding
Source: RefSeq, a predicted model, not a curated record
CUAUAGCCGCAGGACUUUCAUAUAAAUAAGAACCAGACGAGAAGCGGUUAGACAUUUUAAUAGCCAGUGCUGGGAAGUACCUUUGCUAGAUCUGUUGUUGUUUUGAGUGAUUAUAAAUAAUUACAACAUGUUUGAAAAGUUGUUCCUUUCUGUGGUCAUGCUUCAUUUUUCAACGGCCACAUGGUUACCAGUUCUUAAUAGUCCAAAUAACUGGCCAGAUAGAUUUACUCCUCAAAGAUAUACUGACGGUCGCCGUCUACGCCAAGCUCCAAACGGAUUCGAUCUAGGAUUUAACCAAGGUUUUAACCCUGGUUUCAAUCCAAAUCAAGGUGGAUUCGGUAACGGUUUCAAUCAGAAUCAGGGUUUUAAUAAUGGUUUUAACCAAAAUCCAGGUUUUAAUCAAAACCAAGGUGGAUUUGGAAAUGGAUUUAAUCCAAAUCAAGGAGGAUUUCCACAAAAUCAAGGAGGUUUCAACCAAAAUCAAGGUGGAUUUAACCAAAAUCAAUUAGGGUUUAACCCCAACCAAGGUGGUCAGAACCCAGGAUUCAAUCAGGGUGGUUUUAAUUUUCCAAAUCAGCCUACCACGCAGAGACCGGCGGUUACAACACAGAGCACAGGCACAACCACAGUAGCAAUUCCUGGUAUGGGAACAACCCAAACACCUUGUGAAAAUAACUGUCUGACAACAUCUCAAUAUAAUCCCAUAUGUGGAGACAACAUGGUCACUUAUAUGAAUCCAGCCCGUCUGAGAUGUGCUCAAAACUGUGGCGUUGCUGUAAACUUUUUAAGAGCUGGUGCCUGUCCAAGAGCUGGAUAAAUACAGAAGGUUUAUUCGAUUGACUGCCGUAUACCUAUCUGCAUACUCAGUUUUUUAUAUUAUAAUUUAUUUGUCCUUAUCCAUAGGAUUUAGAUGUGUACGCUAAGACUGAUAUCAAAACAAGUUUUAUAUUAUAAUUAUUACUCAUAAUUUUGUCGUAUUAGAAUUUUCAAUUUAUUAAUUUAUGUAAUUAACUAAAGGUAGGUAUUAAUGUAAUAGAAUGUACAAAAAUAAAUAUAAUUGUGAUUCAA